UCCAUCAGUCGUUGCGUUCCUUAGCCGUCGUGCAAAAGUAGCCUAGUUGAUUCAAAUCACUUUAGCAAACCACACAGUUAUAAGCAAAAAAUAGCAAAAAGUAUCUAUAGAAAGCAAUUUAGAGCAAAGCAAAGCAAAAGCGUUAUAAAUCUGUAAGCUGUAAUCAAAAAAUAAGCAGAAAGCAAUUUUCAUCAUUCAGUACCGCACGCUCUCUUCUCUUUACAAUAAUCCACCACUGAAGUAUCAGAUCGAAGCGGAUUGAAUUUAAUUGAUUUGAAAAUUUCGAAUAAGUCUCGAAACGCGUUCAAGUGCAAUCACACAAACAAACACAUAGAAAAGUAAACAAAAAUAAAUACAUCUUUGUAGAGCUUUAGUAAAAACUUCAAGAGCUUCGUAAGUAGUUGUGAAUUAAUUUUUGCUGGCUAAUUUCAAAUACAAAUUUAUAAACAAAAACAAAAGACGCUGCACAAAACAAAAGCACUCAAAACAAGCAACAAAAUUGUUAUACUUAUUCAAUUUUAACAAAUAAGCUUAAAAGUCAAAUAUAAUACCAACAAUCAAUCGUAGUUGAAGGACACAGUUUAGUCCAAAAUAAGUUAUUAUAAUUGAAAAAAGUGUGUAUACAGUCUCAUGUACAUAUAUAAACUAAAACAAAAAAACAUACAAUAAAAUAAUAAACAAAACUGAUUGAACCAGCUUCGAAGCCUAUGGUAAAUUUAGGUAUUUCAAAAUUAUCAAAGUUUUCGUGCCAUUAAGCUUUUUGCGCUUUGUCAGUGUUGUUUCUUCACCACCAAUAAAAAUUGAAGAGCAGCUCAAAUCUAGAACUACCAGAAGUAGUCAAGUUAAAGGAACCCAUUAUUUUGAAUUUGAAAGAACCUCGUAGCGUUGGAGGAACAAUUGUGAUUUAAUUGUGUAAUAAAUAAAAUAAAAUAAAAUAAGAAUAUAGAAAUAAAAAUAUCAAAUGACCUGUUCUGAGACCAAACAAAUUUAAGUACUUUGAUUGUUCAAGAAAAACCAAAAAUAACAAAAAAGCAACGUACUGAUAACCUAAAUAAAACAGUAUUCUCAGACCAGCAAUCAAUCAAUUGGAGUAAGCAAAUAGUCGGCAAACUUUUUCUCAAAGCAGCCAUACAUAUAAUAAAUAUUAGACAAGUAAAUAAGAAGAGAUUCAAAUUGUGACAAAAUCUAAUAAAGCAUUAAAGCGGCAACUCAGCGAAUAUAAAAAUUUGAAUACAUAUAUACAUAUGUACAUAAAUUAGUCUUUGCGCCGAAAAGCCGUCGCUACAUACGAAGUUCACUUGGCCUCACAUUCCAUCGAGCCCAAUAUUUGUUUUCAAUCGUGUAUCAAGCGGCUCACAUCGGUUUGAUAGCAUUUUAGCCGACGUCAGCGAAUUACCGCCAGUUGUCGACUAUAAAGCGCCCCAAGUGACUGGUCCAACUGGAAUCUGUAGUAACUUUAGAAAAACGAGCUGUGCCAAGUAGCGUUACCACAUUUCUUAGCCUACACCGCUCGAGUGUGUGCGUGUUGUUGAUUUUUCUCCCGACGCGUUAAGUAAAAGCCAACAAAAUUUCACACUUUGGAGUAAAUCUGUUUUACGUUAAGCAGCCAGCGGAGAUUUUUCCACCGCCAGCGCAAGCAAUUAAAGCGAUCAGUCCGCCAGCAGCAGUAUCAGCAGCGCCCGCCACCAUUCCAACGAAGAAACUCGUUAUGGUGACGCGAACGAAGAAAAUUUUUGUGGGUGGGUUGUCAGCGCCCACAACACUGGAGGAUGUCAAAAGUUACUUCGAACAAUAUGGACCGGUAUGUUGAAACCUUUAUCUCACUAAUUUCAUAACAAUGUUAUACACAUACAAUAGCUAAGAAAAAGUAAUAAGAAAAAGUAUGCAUUCACAAAUUUUAACUUAAAAACAUUGCUGAUGUAUGAUUGAAGACGCUAUGCUGAUGUUUGAUAAGCAGACCAAUCGCCACAGAGGUUUUGGCUUCGUAACAUUUCAGAGCGAGGAUGUGGUGGAUAAAGUUUGUGAAAUUCAUUUCCAUGAAAUCAACAACAAAAUGGUCGAAUGCAAGAAGGCGCAACCAAAAGAAGUCAUGCUGCCGGCCAACUUGGCCAAGACGCGUGCUGCCGGCCGCUCUGCUUACGAUAACAUCAUGUGGGGACUGGGGACACUACCCGACGGAUUUCCGGCAGCCGCAUAUGCAGCCUACGCAGCAGGACGUGGUUACUCGGGAUAUCCAAGCUUCGGUUUGCCUUACCCUGCUGUGGACUUAACUAAUGGACAACUAACGCCGAACAACAAUACACCCCUACUCACUCAGGCAUUAUCAGUGAUGAACAACUAUCAAGCUGCAGCUGCUGCAGCUCAUAGCUUUGGGCCUUCCGCAUCCCCACAUACAGCCACCACCCGACAGGGGUUUCCUUCGACCAACUCCCCUGGGCCUACCAUUGAUAUGUACAGCUCGAAUGCAGCCGAUAACGUCGGCUAUGUACAGGCUACCAGCCCACAGCCUUCUGGAUUUCCGAUUGCUGUGAGUCGGGCACCAUUAAACUACAGUCCGGGGCCACUAAUUCCUGCGGCAUUUACAAAUGGAUACCAUUAAAUUGUGGCGAUGGAUUGCAAAUUGUACACCAGCAACAACAGAGAACAACAACAAGAAAAUAUAUAUAAAACCGCAACUGAAAAUUAAAGCAAAUAAUAUUUUACAAACAGAAAACGCAUAAUGAAUUAGGGCAUACAGGAAAAGGUGAAAAAGUAACCAAAAAUCUACACAAAAAUAAAAUAACCAAAUACACCAAAUACACAUACCAUACAUAAAUAAUACAUAAUAAAUAUUUAAUAAUAAAUAUUUAAUAAUAAAUAAAGUAAAUAAAUAAAUAUGCGCAAUGUAAACCAACAUAAAUCAACAUAAACACAAAAAAAUACACAAAGACAUACAUUCACAUUCACAUAUUUGCAUAAGCCAAAUUUUAAACGUGCAUAUGUGCGAAAUUAUACAUAUGUAUGUACAUACAUUCACACAGUUAUGUAUUUAUAUACACGUUACAAAAACUCAGCGCAUAUUUUAAUUAUGUUAAAAAUAGCUACAAGAUAUAUUUGAAACUGCAAAGCAGCAAAUACAGGAAUGGCAAGAAAGCGGAACAGCAAUUUCAAUUACUCAUACUGGCAAGAAAUGCAACACCUAAACUGAAUAAAGCAUAAAGCUUAUUCACAAAGACAGGGCGGAUGAAGAAUGACAAGUCUCGAAUAAAGCGGCACACAAUUGAUUAUUUGGACAAAGCGACAAACGAACGGAAUAUUUAAAUAUCCUUUGGAGUGCAAGACGUCGCCGUUUUCAAAGCAAAAGUAGCAACAACGAAUUGGAGCGAAUACUGUGUAGUUGUAAUUAAUAACAUUACCCUUCUAAAUCCAUGUGUAUGUAUUACUAAUACAACAUAUGCAGCUACAUAUUUACAUAUCUGCAUCCCCC
Messenger RNA from Anastrepha obliqua, 3466 nucleotides. RefSeq names its product RNA-binding protein Musashi homolog Rbp6 (gene Rbp6). NCBI's taxonomy places the organism in Eukaryota, Metazoa, Arthropoda, Insecta, Diptera, Tephritidae. The transcript is spliced from 12 exons. Gene Ontology annotation, molecular function: RNA binding. Gene Ontology annotation, cellular component: cytoplasm. The coding region runs from base 1922 to 2599 and encodes 225 amino acids. The record is from RefSeq and is a predicted model, not a curated record.